AUGCCGUCCCCGUCUCACCCCUACCGCUUCACCUCGAUUGAACUCCGCAAUCUCGACGCUCAAGUAAUGUUACUCCUGAAUAAAAUUGAUCCUCUUCGCACGUCUCUAAGCGACUUUUCAAGAACAUCGCACCAAGAAUCCACAAUUCUGACACCGCAAUUCUUCUUCUUCGCCGAUGUACAAAUUGCUCGAUAUUACGCGCAGAUCCUAGCCGGGACAUUGUAUACCCGCGCGCUGUCUAUGAACAUAGAUAUUGGCGAGGUGAGACGCGUUCUACAGAGGCAUUUGAGAGAGGGAUUUUAUGGAGAGGUUGUUGAGAGUGGUUCUGAGGAGGAGAAGGCAGGGGAGGACGCCGGUAACAAGAAGAGUGGCGAGAUGAAAGAGAAUGGAGGGAUGACUGGGGAAAAUGGGGAAAAUGGGGAAAAUGGGGAUAGAGUGAAGGGUGGUGAGGAAGUGAAGGAGGAUGGGAGUGAGAGAAAAGGGGUGGUGGAGGCAAGGAAGGGAAAUGGGGAUAAGAUUGUGGGCGUCAAACGUGGUAAAGGAGGAAGGUUCCAGAGUGCGAAGAGGAAUUGGGGUGGGCUUGAGAAGGAGUUCUUGAAACAAAUGAUUGAUAGUUUGGAUGCUAGGAUUGUUCUCGGUGGGCUUUGA
Molecule: messenger RNA, 648 nt
Organism: Glarea lozoyensis ATCC 20868
Lineage: Eukaryota; Fungi; Ascomycota; Leotiomycetes; Helotiales; Helotiaceae
Exons: 1
Coding region: 1-648 (215 amino acids)
Source: RefSeq, a predicted model, not a curated record